Daucus carota subsp. sativus is the source of this 1113-nucleotide messenger RNA. Its product is annotated as transcription factor MYB44. The transcript has a single exon. Gene Ontology annotation, cellular component: nucleus. The record is from RefSeq and is a predicted model, not a curated record. NCBI's taxonomy places the organism in Eukaryota, Viridiplantae, Streptophyta, Magnoliopsida, Apiales, Apiaceae. The coding region runs from base 26 to 841 and encodes 271 amino acids. Gene Ontology annotation, molecular function: DNA-binding transcription factor activity, RNA polymerase II-specific; RNA polymerase II cis-regulatory region sequence-specific DNA binding. Gene Ontology annotation, biological process: regulation of DNA-templated transcription.
UAACAAGACAUCUUCAAGACUGAGUAUGGAUCGAGUUAAAGGGCCUUGGAGCCCUGAAGAGGACGAGAGGCUUGUUGGGCUGGUGGAGAAGUAUGGGCCGCGGAACUGGAGCCUGAUUAGUAAGAGUAUUGUGGGCCGGUCGGGGAAGAGCUGUAGGUUAAGGUGGUGUAAUCAGUUGUCGCCGGAGGUGGAGCACCGGCCGUUUAGUAAGGAGGAGGAUGAGACGAUUUUGAAGGCCCAUGAGAGGUUUGGGAACAAGUGGGCCACGAUUGCGAGGAUGCUGAGUGGGCGGACUGAUAAUGCGAUUAAGAAUCAUUGGAAUAGCACGUUGAAGAGGAAGUGUGCGUCGAUGUCGGAGGAGGAUUUUGUCGGGUUUGACGGCGGGUCGGGUCGGGUGGUGUCUGGAGGGAGGGAGUUGAAGAGGUCGGCGAGUCUCGGGUCGGGUCAGGAGAAGGUUGUGUUUUGUAGUCGGGUCAAGCCGGGGAGCCCGUCCGGGUCGGAUCUGAGUGAUUCGGGCCAUUCGGGUCUUCCGCCGGUUCCCGGGUCGGGUUCGGGUUUUCGACCUGUGACCCGACCCGACCCGGUUGUGGUGGUGCCCGACCCGCCGACUUCGUUGUCGCUGUCGCUGCCGGGGUCGGAGGAGAAGGAGAAGGGUGGGGAUGAGACGGCGACGGAGAAAGAGUUUUUUAAGCCGGAGUUUUUGAUGGUGAUGCAGGAGAUGAUCAAGAAAGAGGUGAAGGACUACAUGAGUGGGAUUGAGCAGAGUGGAAUGUGUUUGGAGAAUGAGGCUGUGAUCGGGAAUGCAAUUGGAAAGCGGAUGGGAAUUAGGGGAAUGGAUUAGCGGUUAAUUAUUAGCGGAUUUUUGGUCUCGGAUAUGUUUUGGUUACAAGUUUCAGGUUUGGAAUUUUGAAUGGAGCUGAAAAUGCGAAAACGGAAGGAAAUUGGACUACUGCUGUGUCUUAAAGAAUAGAAGAAAGGAGUAAUAAAGUUUUGGGUAGUGUACAGAAGAGGGAUGAGAUGGGAUUAAUGUUAAAAAUUACUUUAAUCAAGUUUGUAGACUAGGAUUUCAUAUUUUCUUAUUUAAGUCUUUUUAAAAGUUCAACAUUUUGUCUA